AUGGCUUCUAACUCUGCUCUCUCUUCCUCCUCCCUCGCCAACCCUAAACUCUCUUUUUCUUCCUCUUCUUCUUCCUCUUUCAACCCUUCUUUUUUCCACAACAAACUUUUUUUCUCUUCCUCUAACUCCAAAACCACACUUUCUCAUUCCCGCUACUCCAAACCACCCUCCUCGUGCAACAACACAAACACGUUCCCUUUCCAAAACCUAACCGUUAACGAGGACGAAAAGCCUCGCGAAGAAUGCGGCGUCGUCGGUAUUUACGGCGACCCCGAAGCUUCUCGCUUAUGUUAUCUAGCUCUUCAUGCUCUUCAACACCGUGGACAAGAAGGCGCUGGAAUUGUUUCCGUCAAUAAUAACGUUCUUCAAACCCUCACCGGCGUCGGUCUUGUUUCCGAGGUUUUUAACGAUACGAAACUCCGUCAAUUACCGGGAAGUUUAGCCAUCGGUCAUGUUCGUUACUCCACCGCAGGUCAAUCUAUGUUGAAAAACGUUCAACCUUUUGUUGCAGGUUACCGUUUUGGUUCGGUAGGUGUUGCUCAUAAUGGUAAUUUCGUGAAUUACCGUUCCUUGAGAAACAAGCUUGAAGAAUCUGGUUCUAUUUUCAACACUACUUCUGAUACUGAGGUUAUUCUUCAUCUUAUCGCAACUUCGAAUCAGAAGAGUUUUAUAACUAGAGUUAUGGAUGCUUGUGAGAGAGUGAAAGGUGCUUAUUCGCUUGUGUUUGUUACUGAGGAUAAACUUGUUGCUGUGAGAGAUCCUUACGGUUUUCGGCCUUUGGUUAUGGGAAGAAGAAGUAAUGGUUCUGUUGUUUUUGCUUCGGAAACAUGCGCGCUUGAUUUGAUUGAAGCUAGUUAUGAAAGAGAGGUUUAUCCUGGUGAAAUUGUGGUUGUGGAUGAAACUGGUGUUCAAUCUUAUUCUCUUGUUUUUCAUCCAGAGCCAAAACAAUGUAUUUUCGAACAUAUUUAUUUCUCACUGCCGAAUUCGGUUGUUUUUGGAAAAUCUGUUUAUGAAUCGAGGAGAUUGUUUGGUGAGAUAUUGGCUACUGAGAAUCCUGUUGAUUGUGAUGUUGUUAUAGCUGUUCCUGAUUCUGGUGUUGUAGCUGCACUUGGUUAUGCUGCAAAAGCUGGUGUGCCUUUUCAGCAGGGUUUGAUUAGGUCACACUAUGUUGGAAGAACUUUCAUUGAGCCGUCGCAGAAGAUUAGAGAUUUUGGUGUGAAGUUGAAGCUUUCGCCUGUUCGCGCUGUUCUUGAAGGGAAAAGAGUUGUGGUUGUUGAUGAUUCUAUUGUGAGGGGAACAACAUCAUCUAAGAUUGUGAGGCUGUUGAAAGAAGCUGGUGCUAAAGAGGUUCAUAUGAGAAUUGCAUGUCCUCCGAUUAUUGGGUCAUGUUACUAUGGUGUGGAUACACCUAGCCCUGAUGAGUUGAUAUCUAAUAGGAUGAGUGUGGAUGAGAUUAAGGAGUUUAUUGGUUGUGAUUCACUUGCUUUUUUACCUAUCGAUAGCUUGAAGAAGUUGUUGGGUGAUGAUUCUUCUAAUUUCUGUUAUGCUUGUUUCACUGGGAAUUAUCCUGUUGAACCUAAUGAACUUAAAGUCAAGAAGGCUGUGGAUGGUGGAUUAAAUGGAUCUGUUCAAGCUAACCCAAAUCAGAAAGAGGUGAACAUUGCUGGAGUUUGA
Lathyrus sativus (Indian pea) is the source of this 1674-nucleotide messenger RNA. The record is from the annotation of a GenBank genome assembly. NCBI's taxonomy places the organism in Eukaryota, Viridiplantae, Streptophyta, Magnoliopsida, Fabales, Fabaceae.